CCUGUCAAUCACUGCGGGUCUUCCCAGACCGAUUCCGUUGCUCCCGUCUCCUGGAGAAACGGGGAGCGGGGCGCUUCAUGAAGAGGCCUCGGACCGCCCAGCAGGAAAACAAUGGUCACGGCUGGGUUUUUGUUUAUUGACUGGGACGUCCUCCGCCGGAUCCUGCUCCGCUGGCAUUGACCGCUCUCUCCUCUGCUAUUAGUCUCCGGAUCUCCUCCUCCUUCUCCCUCCUCCGGUGGUGGUGAUACUGCUGAUUUACAGAAUGUAGGCCUCUGUGAGGGCAUGAUGAGUGGCCCAGAGGACAGUGGUGACUCCACAGCCCUCACUCCACCUUGGGCAGGUUUAACCUCAAUCUACCCCUGAGUGCCUGCCUUCCAGUCCCCACAAACAUGGCCGACAAGAGAGAGCCACCCUUCUUCAAUGAUGAUAACUUUGGGCUUGUCCACUACAAACUGCCCUUCUAUGAGACCAUGGAGCUGUUUAUAGAGACUCUGACCGGGACCUGCUUCCAGCUGCGGGUUUCUCCCUUUGAGACUGUCAUCUCGGUCAAAGCCAAGAUUCAGAGGCUGGAGGGUAUCCCUGUUGCUCAGCAGCAUCUGAUCUGGAAUAGUCUGGAACUUGAAGACGAGUACUGUUUGCAUGACUACAGCAUUGCAGAAGGCUGCACCCUCAAGCUGGUCCUUGCCAUGAGAGGUGGGCCUAUCAACACCAGACGAGUAACAGUGGAAGACUCUGUGAAGGAGACCUCUGACUGCUUGGAUAAAAGAAGUGAUGAGUUGUGGGAAAAGUCUCUGUCCAAUAAACAGGUGACUUUUCUGGUGUACAGAGAGGGUGACCAGCUCAACUUCUUCCGGGUUGUGGAUCGUGGAGAUGGCACUCUCACGCCUGUUUCUGAGUCGCUCAGUGGUGGUUCUAUGCGCAACAUGUACGCUGAAGAGGAAGAGGAUGGUGUGAGCUCGUCUUCUGCUCAGCUGACUUUGGAGAAUUCAAUAACCAUGAACAAGAUGAAGCUUCUUAAAUCCAAGAUGGAGAACAUGAACCUCAACAAAAAGCCCAAGAAGACUGCUAAGUUGAAAGUCAGGCCACCGGCUGGCCCCAGGCCUUUCAGUAGCUCUCUCGGCACCGUCCGCCACCACCGAAUGUUCCGGGUCCUUCCUCAGAUAGGCCACGCCUCUGCAACAACACAUCUACCUCCAGUUGGUGACCAGCAGCAACCUGCAACCCCUUCCUCUGCUGCCGGCCCUUACAGCACGCCUCUCGCCCCUCACCGGAGUCCUACCUCUGGCAGAGCUAUUCCCUCACUGGCAGCUUCUAGCACUUACGUGCUUCAGGAGGAGGAGCCAUGGAAAAAUCCCACCCCUCGGAAGAUUAGAUUGCCUCCUAAAGUGUCCAGGCUGGAUGUGGGAGGGUCUAAGGUUAUAAGAGACUGUGUACACCCGCCUUUCUCUGUCCUGUCUGCUCAACAUGAGGCAGAUCCCCAGAGUGAUCGAAUAACAUUAGUGGAGGAUGCGGUUGUGAUGGAGCCUCCUAAACCUGUUUCCUUCAACAGCUUGCUUCCAGAACCCCUGAGCCUGGAUGUGUCCACUCAGCGAGACGCCAGCUUGGACUCUUUAGGAGCUGUGGCUGAGUCUAUGGCCGCACCGACAUUGCUGUCUCAAGCAGUGGGUUCAGACUCUAUCAGUACAUGGCCUAUAGGCACUAAGACACUGCAGUCUCAAUCUGACAGUGACACAUGGGCUAUAGGCACCAAAACACUUCAAUCCCAACCUGUGCUAAAUCUCCCAUCUGAGCCAUUAACCCCUCCACGCAUGCCUCAGCCCUUUGAGUUCACAGGGGCUUCCCUGCGGGCCAGCCCUUCUCACACACUUCUCAGAUCUCUCGACAGUCCUCCUGUACCACCUCGCUCUCCUCCGCAGGCUGCUGCUCUCUGUGGCAUCAAAGUCAGCUCUCCUGGCAAGCGGACAGAGGUGAUGUCCAAAAGCGAGGCGCGGGACAUCACCAAGAUGGCCAACAAGGCCUCCAAAGAACUGCUGGGCUGUGUGAGUAACACGGAGUUGCUGGCCUCACUGGCUGGCACUGGGGGUCGAGAGUGUAUGGCAGGAACACGUACACUGGGCAGACUGUGUGGUGCUUCUGCUCCUCUGCCUGCUAACAUCCAUCUGCUCCAGGAGGACCUGCUGCGCAGAAUCAACCCGCUGCAGAGAGCAGUCGUGUACACGUUUGACAGAAUCAUGUCUUUUCAGCCCUCAGGAAUGCUGGGCUCUUCGAGUGGAUCCUCCAGUUCAAUAAAAAGACAAGGCACUCCAACAUAUCACCUCCCUCCUGUGAAAGCCCCUGUUGGCUCAAAAAAGAAGACUUCAAAGCACUGCUUCCUGUGUGGGAAGAAGACUGGGCUAGCCACCAGCUAUGAGUGCAGGUGUGGCAACAACUUCUGCUCCACUCACCGCUAUGCAGAGACCCAUGACUGCACCUACGACUACAAAAAUGCAGGACGCCGCUUUCUACAGGAAUCGAACCCUAUUAUUAGUGCACCAAAGCUGCCCAAAAUAUGAGAGCUGGUAAUGGACGAUACAAGAAGGAAUAAUAGACCCAUUAAAAUCCAUAUAAAGAUCAAGAACUUUAUCACCAGUGUGUGCUUUUAUCACCAUGUUUGCUUAACCGUAAAGGACCCUAUGUGUAGAAACAGAGCAAAAAAUAGCACACGCUUUUUUCCUUUUGUUUCCGAGCAGUUACUUUUUUGCACAAAUGUGAAAACAUUACUAUUUCUUCUUUACUGUAUGUUUUCUUCACGUAUUGUAAGUAAAACAAAAAAAGAACCUGGCAUGAGAAAUACGUUGAUUUAAAUAAGUUUCCAUUACGCUAAAAUCUUUCGGAUGAGCAUAAUGCAUGACUUCAUCAACAUAUGUAUGUGUGUGUAUAUAUACAGUCCCAUGCAAAUGUUUGGGCACCCUUGGCCAAAUGAAACAAUUUGUGUAUUUUCACCACAGCCUCCAUCACAAACCAAAUACGAAUACUAGUGCACAAUUACUCUACAUUUUAUUACAUAACAUACAAGAAUAUAUAAAGUAAUUCAUAAAGGUAAUAGAUGGUAAUUUGAUUUAGCUGACAUCUAGUGACAUGUCUCGUGAUUUGCACAAUUUGUAUAUCAAAGGCUAAGACUACGUCCAAUACCUAGAGUACCCAAACUUUUACACAGAACAUGAUUUUUGAAAUAUAAAGGACAGGGUAACUAUUAUUUGGUGAUAGUAGUUUUCUUUAGCCACAGAGGGUGUGUGUUCUAAAAACACACAGCCUCUGUGUCAUCUGACCACGGAUGCCCAAAAUGUGUAUGAGAAUGUAUAAAAAUAUAUGUAUUUUAAGUUGUUUUUUUAUAAUGGGAGGGAUGACGUUAUAAGGCAAGUCUUUGAGAGAUGCACUUUAGGAAUCAUGAAUAUUUCAUGGGACAAUGAGGAGAUGGUUUACGUGUUUUGUAAGAAGUGUUCUGUUCUGAUUGUUUGAGUGUCCCAGUAUUCAACAGUUCAUCUGUCUUUUUCUCUGAAUUGGUUCAUUUUAGACAUGCAGCACUCUACUCAACAUCAUAGCAGGUACUACACACAUAUGAUAAUAGAAAAUACUGUGUCUGUCUAGUGUUGGGUUUUCCUUUGAAUGCAAUUAUGCAGGUUAUACAUGUUUGUCAGCUUGUAAGCACCACUAUGCAGUACAGCCACGUAGCAUUCUUUACUAUUUUCAGAAGGGCUUGCUGUGGGACGAUGUGGGCACUUGGGUGGAAGCUAUUUUGGAAGGUUUCUUUUUUACUAUAAUUUUUUUAUUAUUAUUUCACAGCACAUUCAGCUUAAAGUUGUUGCUUAAAGUUUUCAAUAUUUAUUUGGGGAUCCAACUAAUAAAUAUACCUGUGUUUCCUUA
Astyanax mexicanus (Mexican tetra) is the source of this 3903-nucleotide messenger RNA. RefSeq names its product zinc finger, AN1-type domain 4 (gene zfand4). The transcript has 11 exons. Bases 390 to 2552 code for a protein of 720 amino acids. The record is from RefSeq and is a predicted model, not a curated record. Lineage: Eukaryota; Metazoa; Chordata; Actinopteri; Characiformes; Acestrorhamphidae. Gene Ontology annotation, molecular function: protein binding; zinc ion binding.